AUGGCGACUUUUUUAGGCAAACGUCGCAAGAUCAGGUGUACUUUCCCCAGCGGAAACUCAGCUACAUGCGUGUGGUGUCUUGCCCACGAUUCAGCCUGUGUCAGCCAGCAAUACCAAGAUGACGGCAGCGAUCAUUCGCGCUCUCCACACAUGGAGGAGCGAAUGCUUCGUGUAGAGAGUAUGUUAGAACGAGUUCUUGAGAAGCUGGAGACUGGAGUUCGGCAUACGCAGACCACGGAGCCCUCGGAGCACGCGACGACUACCGAGGACAGCACCGGAAUCGACGUUAUUAACACGGCCUCGAUAUCAGCGCCCUCUUCGACAUCCAACGUGGUUUCUGUCUUUCGCAACGCUUCUUUCAUGUUGGAGAUUGGUGGUGAAGGAAUAUCUCCCACCGAUGCCUCAGCUCUAACGCCAAAUGCCAGCCGAGCACUGGUGCCCGGCACAGCAGUAUGGCCGAAACUCAGGAGAGUGUCUCAUAUGCUACUAGAGCUCACACCGCCUCGCGCAGUCGUUGAGCUCAUCGAUAACGAAAGUUCACCCUGGAUCAGUCAACUACUGCGGCCUCUACCGUCUCUUCGUCAAUCUAUCAAGUUUUCGCUUCUCAGAAUGCUACCGAUCGAACCAAUGUCCGCCAGCCAUCCGACAGUCAUUGCAAGAGCCUUGAUGGUUAUUGUGAUAUGUCUACAACAGCUUCCAAAGAGUACAGAUAUGAACAAGUAUAGGUUACCAUCUUCGCGAAACGACUUCAUGGAGCAUCUUACGACUACUAUAAUUUCCCUGGUGACGUCUGACGACGAGCUUAUUGCCACAAGCGAGGGACUGGAGUGUCUACUACUCAUGUCCAUUUACUUUGUCAACUCCGGCAGACCGCGGCGGGCAUGGCUCAACAAUCGAAGAGCUUUAGCAGUUGCGCAGCUUAUGGAUCUCCACAAGACGUCUAUACAGGAUGCCGAGCAACAAGGCAGCAUAGCGGGCAUCUGGCCUCAUAUUGUGCACCACGACCACCAUCUCUCUGAGAUUCUUGGAUUCCCCUGCGGAGUUGUAGGUUCAUACGAGCCCUUUGUGCUGGACGACCUCACUUUUAUGCAGCAAUUGAGUGAAAGCCAGCAAGACAUGCUUUACCAACGGCAGCUUGACCGGAUCGCCGCCCACUUAGUGGAGAGAGAUCAGCGCUCUCCAGCACUGGCAGUCCCCUUGAUGGUGUCCAUCGACAGCGCCCUUAGCAAUCUGGCAAAGGCCAUGCCGUACUCGUGGUGGCAUCCCUUUGACCGGGUCUCAGGCAGCCAAGCAGACGCAAUGGGGAUGCUCUACAGUCGAUACAACGUGCAGCUAUGGCACCAUCACCUCGACAUGUCGAAUCACCUGCCGUUUAUGCUCGAUGUAACCGACGAGCGGCGAUCCGAGUACAGCAGGAUACAAUGCCUGAGGGCCGCCCGCGAGCUCAUCAAGGUCUAUAUUCCGCUACGAACUACAUUCGGCAUGUUCUCCUGCUGCAUGACGAAUUUCCAGGCAUUCACAGCCGCAGUGGCAAUCAUCUUCAACAUGUUUCUGCAGACAUCAUCGGCCGAGUUCGAAGUCCUGUCCGGCCAGAGGGCUGGAGACUGGGCUCUGAUUGCGGCCAUCAUCGACGUCUUGGAUGCGGCCAUUGAGCGAUUCGACGACCGCGUGGCGUUGCAGGCGCGUGAUGUCCUCAAGCUGCUCCAAGCAAUCGAAAACGACCCCAGAAGCCUGAAAGGUGACAGGUUUCACUUUACGAUCCCGUAUUUCGGCGUCAUCUCCAUUGCUCGAAAAAUGCCUGCCGGUGAGCCAAGCGAUGUGACGGCAAUGCAGACUGACGGUGCCAAUGGCAACCACAUGACCGACCCUUCAGCCGCUGUUUUGAGCCUGGAUGAUUCGCCGUCGUUUAUGACUACAAUCGACUUUAUGGGGUCCAAUACUGCGGUUGACGUUGACGAGCUUAUGAAGCAGUGGUUGGUUGACGAGAUGUAG
This is a messenger RNA of Trichoderma gamsii, 1992 nucleotides long. RefSeq lists its product as hypothetical. The record is from RefSeq and is a predicted model, not a curated record. The coding region runs from base 1 to 1992 and encodes 663 amino acids. The transcript has 2 exons. Lineage: Eukaryota; Fungi; Ascomycota; Sordariomycetes; Hypocreales; Hypocreaceae.